CGCGCCCUGUCUAUUAUUUAUUGACUUUUUAUGGCGACGGGUGAGAGGAGAAAUGCGCGUCUCGGGUGCUGGACGUGGCGCCAUCUCUUGUGGCUGCUCUGGCUAGGCAUCGUGGUCACAAUGGCCUCGACAUUUGGCCUCAUCCAGCGCCACUGGACGUACGUGCCACCCGUGAAUUUAGCAGCGCAAGCCGCGUACGCGACCAAGUUCCCCAACGUCACGCGCGGCAUCGUCAUGACGAUGAGCGAUGCCAUGGUACCCAUCGGUGCGUCUCUCGUGCUCGAGCUUCGAUCACUGGGCAACUCGGACCCAAUUCAGGUCAUGCACUGCCUUGCAUCGGACCUGUCGGCUCGAUCGAUCGACAUUUUGACCGCCACCGACGCCAACCUUCAAGUGGUGGACAUCUGUCGGGUCCUCCUGGACGCCGACCUCCUCCCCAGCGUGGACAUCGCGAGCGAGUUCCAAAGCUACUGGCUCAAACCACUUGCGUUGCUGCUGUCGUCGUUUGACCAAGUGAUGCUCAUGGACGCAGACAACAUUUUCCUUCGCAACCCGAGCCUGCUUUGGAAUUCGACGCAGUACACGGACACAGGCACGCUGUUUUUCUACGAUCGAGUGAUUCCAUCGAACUGGGGACUCAAUGAACAACGCGGCGGUGUAUCCUACCUGUCGACGUUUCUCACGCAGUUUCCAUACCAUUCGUUCAAUCUCACGGCCCCGAAAUGUCCUUCCGAGAGGUUACGGGGGUCAGCCAUGUUUGCCCAACGCACCGCCCAUGAACAAGACUCGUCGCUAGUUCUCCUGGACAAACGUCGAGCUGGCCGCAACGUCCGCAAUAUUCUGUGGUACUUGACCACACAUUUGCGAUUCAAGCAAAGCACUCCGUUUUCACAUGGGGAUAAAGAGUCGUUUUGGCUUGCUUUUGAGCUCGGGCAGGUGCGGUAUGCGUUUUCGCCGUGGGCUGCCAGCGUCGUGGCCGCCCCAGGAGACAUGGAAGCCCACCCUGAAACUCUUUGUGGGAGUUUAGCCCAGUAUAUCCCAACGUCGAAUGCCUCAGCAGUGCUGCUAUUUGUAAACGGACGCGGUGUGAUCGAUGUCACAGACGUACUGGACAGUAGGGGCGACAAGAUGCCGAACGACGCCACCACGAAUUGGACAGCGCGAGGGGCGACGCUGACGGAACGCAUUCCGCGGUAUGCUGUGCCUAGAUACACGAGGGACCGAAAUACAUCCAACCUCGCCUUGUUCGACCAAACGUGCUUGGUGGAUGCCCACGCUACCGCCAUAUCCCCUGCCUUUAUCGACAGAGCGGCCCGCCGCAUUCAUAUGGCGGUGCAGGUUGCAUCGAGAAUGCAAUGGUAGCUAAAACCAGUGAUUACUUUAUGCAGAAAAUCCCAUACAACUGAAGUGCAAUCUACUAA
Molecule: messenger RNA, 1421 nt
Organism: Aphanomyces astaci
Lineage: Eukaryota; Oomycota; Saprolegniomycetes; Saprolegniales; Verrucalvaceae
Exons: 1
Coding region: 31-1362 (443 amino acids)
Biological process (GO): protein O-linked glycosylation
Cellular component (GO): Golgi apparatus
Molecular function (GO): alpha-1,3-mannosyltransferase activity
Source: RefSeq, a predicted model, not a curated record